Molecule: messenger RNA, 2403 nt
Organism: Microdochium trichocladiopsis
Lineage: Eukaryota; Fungi; Ascomycota; Sordariomycetes; Xylariales; Microdochiaceae
Exons: 2
Coding region: 257-2203 (648 amino acids)
Biological process (GO): regulation of phosphatidylinositol 3-kinase/protein kinase B signal transduction; cell motility; phosphatidylinositol dephosphorylation
Cellular component (GO): plasma membrane; cytosol; cell projection
Molecular function (GO): protein tyrosine phosphatase activity; phosphatidylinositol-3,4,5-trisphosphate 3-phosphatase activity; protein tyrosine/serine/threonine phosphatase activity
Source: RefSeq, a predicted model, not a curated record
CGACGCCCUGCUGAUCAUCUGGAAAGCCAAACUUGCUUGCUCGUCCGUGAUAUCCACAACGUCCAGCACGCUCCCCUAACUUGCAGGCAGGAUGCUUGCGUGCGCACUCGGUUCUACAACAUACAGCAAAUGCGUUACUUGACACAUAUCAUCGGAGUCCUACCAAUUGCAAGCGCCGCCGCUUCCCUUCACCCCCGAGUUCGGCAGUGCUAAGAAGUUCUUUGGUACUGUUGGCUCAGGCAGCCUUAACCGCGCCAUGGCGUCUCUACUUCGUCAGAUUGUCGCAGGCCCGCGGGCUAGGCAUCCAGAAGCUGGACUGGAUCUUUGUUAUGUUACCGAUAACAUAAUCGCCACGUCGGGGCCCUCGCAAACUUACCCCCAGCGCGCCUACCGUAACCCGCUCGACCGGCUCGUCGCCUUUCUCGAUUCAAAGCACGGCGAGAACUGGGCGAUAUGGGAGUUCCGGGGCGAAGGCACCGGCUACCCAGACGAGCUCGUGUACAACCGUAUCCGCCACUACCCGUGGCCCGACCACCACCCGCCGCCGUUCCGCCUCGUGCCGCUCAUCGUGGCCAGCAUGCGCAACUGGCUUCAUGGCAACGACCUGCACGACGAGCGGCGGCCCCAUGACGACGCGGUCCACAACGGCGACGAGCAUAAGCAGGAGCAGGAGAAGAGCCGGCUCGUGGGGCAGGUCAUCAACACGCUCAAGAAGAAGCACAGCGACCGCGUCGUCGUCGUGCACUGCAAGGCCGGCAAGGGCCGCAGCGGCACCAUGGCGUGCAGCUACCUCAUCGCCGAGUGCGGCUGGUCGCCCGAGCAGGCCCUCGCGCGGUUCACGGAGCGCCGCAUGAGGCCCAAGUUUGGCGCGGGCGUCAGCAUCCCCAGCCAGCUGCGCUGGGUCGGGUACGUCGACCGGUGGUCGCACGCCGGGCAGAAGAAGUACGUCGACCGGGAGCUCGAGAUUGUCGAGAUCCACGUCUGGGGCCUGAGGAACGGCGUCAAGGUCGCUGUCGAGGGCUUCGUCGAGGACGGGCGCAAGAUCAGGCCCUUCCACACUUACAAGAAGAGCGAGCGGCAAAUCGUCGAAGGCGACCCGCCUGGCGGAGGCGGCGUCAUGGAGAUGAUGUACGAGUACGCUGGGUACUCGGGCCCGUCCGCUGCCGAGCGUGAGGAAGUGGUUGAAGAGGCCAAGGCCGACAACACGGAACCAGGCGAGACGAUAGCACCCAGGGCUGAUUCGGGGACACCAACCUCUGGGGUUUCGAAGAAGGGCAGUAUCAACAGGAAAACGGCGAAGCUGAUCCGUCGCCUCUCGGAGCCUCUGGGCUCCUCGAGUGACAAGGAAGGUGUCAAGCCAGGCGAUCAAGCAACCCCGACGACAGGCUCCGCAGACACGCCCUCGACGUCCACACCCGAGAUCAGCGCGAGCGACGAGGCCGAGCCGGGCGGGAAGGCAGUCAUCUUCAAAUCUGACCGCCCCGUGCGUGUCCCAACCAGCGACGUCAACAUCACUCUCGAGCGGCGCAGCCGUGCCCCGGCUUCCGUCGGCUUCACGAUGGUGACUGCUGUCGCGCACGUGUGGUUCAACGCCUUUUUCGAGGGCAACGGCCCCGAGCAGGAGGGCGUUCCCGACACGGAAGGCGUGUUUGAGAUCGAGUGGGACAAGAUGGACGGGAUCAAGGGCAGCUGGCAGAAAGGUGCGCGGGCGGCGGACAAGAUCGCCGUGGUUUGGCGCAGCGUGGUGCCCAAGACAAGCGGCACGGGACCGUCUCUCUCGACUGGCGACGACGACGGAUCUGUGGCGGCCGAGACCGCCGGGGAGGUCGUGGUCGAGAACCCAAAGAUCGGCGAGCCCGUGCCGCAGAUGCAGCCUGCGGACUGGAAGGGCGCCAACGACGAGGACACGAACCAGGAGCGCCAGCUCGGUCUGCGCGUCCAGAGCCCGGACAGCGCCUCAGUCAGCCAGGCCAGCAGCAUCAAGGAGUCUGCCAUUGGCGAGAUGACCCGGGCUCAGGACGAUAUCGGGGACGACACAAAAGGUGUGAGGAGUGAUGUCGCUGACUCUGAUGGCGAUGAUGCCGGUCAGGCGGCGGAGAAUGUUACUAGCAUGGGUAACACGGAACGGCAGAUGACCGAUGAGCAAAAGCUCGAGGCAUAUGCGCAAAAGUUGCCAAGCCCAGACGGCCAGGGGCAUGCGUAGAAGUGAGGUUUUGGGUGGAAGCAUGUGUAGGUAGGCAUCAGUGUUGGUGGAGAGAGGGAUCGAAAUACCCGACUAAAACAGAGCUUUUAUUUUUGUCGCUGAAUCCUUGCUCAUUCUAUGGUGCGGUGUGAUUUCUGGCGUAGGAAGUUGUCAAUAUCUAUCUUUGCCACAUUAAAAGGUCAAUGAGUUCCAACUUUAGC